AUGAAGGAUCUGGACUUAUUGCAGUAUUUUCUUGGUAUUGAGGUAGCUUCUUCUCCCAAGGGCUACUUUCUCUUUCAGGCCAAGUAUGCCAAUAAGGUUAAUCAUCGUGCCGAUCCUGAUCUUGUCUAUGUGUUCAUGUGGUUAGCUAGUUUGUCUCUACUCCUCGCUCCACAGAUUGGGCUGCAUUGGUUCGGAUUCUUCGCUAUCUCCAGGUUAACAUUUGAUUUCUGUAUGUUUCUUGGUGAUUCCUUGAUCUCUUGGCAAAGGAAGAAACAAACUGUUAUUGCUCGCUCUAUUGCCAAAGCUGAGUAUCGUGCUAUGGCUCAUGCUAUUGCUGAAGUUGUCUGGCUUCGCUGUCUUCUCUCUAACUUGGGCAUUCCGUAG
This is a messenger RNA of Camellia sinensis, 384 nucleotides long. Lineage: Eukaryota; Viridiplantae; Streptophyta; Magnoliopsida; Ericales; Theaceae. The record is from RefSeq and is a predicted model, not a curated record.